UCUGACUGUCCGACAGUCCGCGUGGCGCCCGUGCCGGCCUUCCUGCGGAUGACUGCCGGAGCCUUCCGGAUUCCGUUUGUUUCCCUGUUCUCGCCCGCUUCACCCUGGAUCAUGUUCAAGAAGUUUGAUGAAAAGGAAAGUGUGUCCAACUGCAUCCAGUUGAAAACGUCAGUUAUUAAGGGCAUUAAGAGCCAACUGAUAGAGCAGUUUCCAGGUAUUGAACCAUGGCUUAGUCAAAUCAUGCCUAAGAAAGAUCCUGUCAAAAUAGUCCGAUGCCACGAACAUACAGAAAUCCUUACCGUAAGUGGGGAAUUACUGUUUUUUAGACAAAGAAAGGGGCCUUUUUGUCCAACUCUAAGGUUGCUUCACAAAUACCCUUUUAUCCUGCCACACCAGCAGGUUGAUAAAGGAGCUAUCAAAUUUGUACUCAGCGGAGCAAAUAUUAUGUGUCCAGGUUUAACUUCUCCUGGAGCUAAGCUGUACCCUGCUGCAGUAGAUACGAUUGUUGCCGUCACAGCGGAAGGAAAACAACAUGCUCUGUGUGUUGGGGUCAUGAAGAUGUCUGCAGAAGACAUUGAGAAAGUCAACAAAGGAAUUGGCAUUGAAAACAUCCAUUAUUUAAAUGAUGGGCUGUGGCACAUGAAGACAUAUAAAUGAGCCUCAGAAGGAAUGCGUUUGGGGGACCAAAUGUGGAUAUUGAUCGUGCUGUAUGUGUGUUUGUGUCUGUGUGUAACAGCGUGAAAACACUGCCUCUGUGGUUAUACUAAAUAAGUUUUAACAGAUACUUUAAAGAAAACGAAUCAGGGUGCUGUUACCACAGAGGAAAAAACAAAUUAGGGGACAAGCAGCAAGCAGUCGGCUACACUCUGGAAUCUGAAAGCAGUGGCUGGACCCUGUGACUCAGGCUCCACAGCCUCUCUUGUCCUCUUUUUAGGAAGCUUGGAAGCAAUCAAGAAUGUCCUAACAUCAGGAUGUUUACCACAAGGCCCCCCCAAAAAAAGCAGCCUUGGGGACUCCUGCCUUUCCUUAAGACCUGCAUUUCUUAGCUUCUUCAUCGUCUGCUAGUGAACUAAGGCUGCCGCUAACCUUCUUCAUCUCUUUGGUGGCAAAGUAGAAAGAUUCCAGAAUUAAUUCAGACUUUCUUUUAGACCUGGGCUCAGUGGCAGUUGACAUUGACUGAGCACCCACUAUGUGCCAGGCACUGUGCUGAAUGCAUUGUAAGGACUUUCUUAUUCCCCACAGGAGCCCUAAAAGGGGGUGCUAUUAUCCCCUUUUUACAGAUAAAGAAACAAGCUCAGAGAGGGAACUGCCUCCCUCAGGGUCACCCAGCUACAAGUGACAACGCCUGUGCUUCUAACACCAAAGACCACUUCCCACUGACCCUGUGCCAGGCUUGAAUUCUCUCUGGGCCUCCAUUCCCUCCUCUAGGAAAUUGGAGGGCUUGGGGUGGCUCCAGUGAGCUCUCCCAUUCCUGAAAUUCCUACCAACGUGGGGCAGCCAAGGCUUAGCCCCCCAGCCUGUGAACCUCUGACAGUGCCCACAGCCAUGCCCUCCUCCGUCCAGGGGCUGACAGGUGGGAGGGGCAGCCCCGCCCCGGGGAGUGGACUUACCCGGCCUCUCU
Molecule: messenger RNA, 1621 nt
Organism: Saimiri boliviensis boliviensis (Bolivian squirrel monkey)
Lineage: Eukaryota; Metazoa; Chordata; Mammalia; Primates; Cebidae
Gene: MCTS2
Product: MCTS family member 2
Biological process (GO): formation of translation preinitiation complex
Molecular function (GO): RNA binding
Source: RefSeq, a predicted model, not a curated record